Molecule: messenger RNA, 1668 nt
Organism: Psylliodes chrysocephalus
Lineage: Eukaryota; Metazoa; Arthropoda; Insecta; Coleoptera; Chrysomelidae
Source: the annotation of a GenBank genome assembly
AUGAAUAAACACCCAACACUUGGAAUUGGCCUCAAUAAAUCUGCUUUUAGACAUACUUCAAAUGCAUCAACUAAUCAGUUACAAGCAAUUAAUAAAAACUCCUCUGCCUCAGUAUGCACAGAUUCCACACCGGCAGCGUCGACUAGUAGUAUAACAUUUAUAAAUCCUCAAUCAUCAAACCAGGAUAAUGCAAAAGAGGUCACAAUAACUCAAACAGCACAGCGAAUGAAACAUCAAGCUUCCUUAUCAAGUUUCGUAACGAAACCAAUAUCUCUGCCAAGGCAAGAAAAGAUAAAUAGUUUAGUCCUAAAUAUGAUUGUAAAGGAUUUACAACAAUUUUCAAUAGUGGAUGACUCUGGCUUUCGAAAAUUAAUUCUAGAACUAGAGCCUUCAUAUAAAUUUCCUUCUCGUCAAACAUUCACUCAAUCUUUAUUACCUAAGAAAUAUGAAACUGUUAAACAAACAUUACAUGAGUUAUUACAUUCAGCUGAAUUUGUGACCGCAACUACAGACGGCUGGACAUCAAGGGCCAAUGAAAGUUAUAUUUCAGUAACAGCUCAUUUCAUAACAAAAAAAUGGAAUUUUCAUUCUUGUUUACUCGAUUGCUUUCCUUAUGAAAAAAGUCACACAGCAAAAAAUUUAUCCGAAGAAAUGCAACGAGUUGCAAUUGAAUGGAGUAUAACUGAUAAAAUUUUUGCUGUUAGUACUGAUAAUGCGGCUAAUGUAGUGAGCUCCAUUAAAAUGAUUGGAUGGAGUCAUAUACCAUGUAUUGCUCACACCCUAAAUCUAGUGGUUCUAGAUUGCCUAAAAGAAAUAGAUCAAACUCGUAAAAAAAUUAAAACUAUAGUAGAACAUUUUCACCGAAGUACUCAAGCAAAUUCAAAAUUUUUUUCCAUUCAAAAACAAAUCAAUCCAGACUCUGUGCCACUAAAGCUAAAAAAUGAUGUACCGACCAGAUUGAAUUCGACUUUUUAUAUGUUUGAGCGUGUAUUAAAGGUCGAAGAACCACUAACAGCCACUAUUGGCUUGCUGCACAACCCUAUAGAAAUGCUAUCUCAACCUGAAUGGUUAAUACUAAAAGAAGCCUGUAAAAUACUUAGACCCUUCGAGCAAGUUACCAGCGAAAUGAGUGCUGAAACGACAGUGACAUUAUCUAAAGUUAUAAAUAUUGUUAGAAGUUUAAAUUCUGUAUUACAAAAAAGUAAUGAAACAGUGACCCAACCAGAAUGCAAAAAUAUGCUUCUGAACUUAGAACAAUCAAUGGCAACUAGAUUUGGGAAAAUAGAACUCAACAAUACAAUGGCAAAAUCCGCUUUUUUAGAUCCCAGGUUUAAAAACCGAGUUUUCAGUUCUGAGGAAUAUUUUAAGAGAAUUAAAGAUAAGAUUCAGGAAGAAGUAGUUGGCUUAAUUAAUAAGGAAAGACAUGAGACUGAAAAGGAGAAUGUGGCAGUAGAACAGAUAGGACAAACCAAUCAGAGUAACUCGGACUUGGAUGAAGAUGAUCUAGCAUGGAAAGAGUUUGACAAACAAUCCAAGGUUCAGACACCUCUCUCUCAAGCAAUAAUUGAAAUCAGAAUGUAUAUUGAAGAUUCACCUUUAGACAGGAAAGAAAACCCUCUGGAAUACUGGAAGAACCAUGAAUUAGUUUAUCCAAGGCUUUCCAAGUAA